AUGCGCACAAUUCUUGUCACUGGCGCAACAGGCCACCAAGGUCAUGCUGUCAUUUGCAGCCUGCUAAGGGAAAAUGCGGCUCAGGGAGAUCAACACAAGCACUUUAAGAUUCUCGCCACAACACGUGAUCCAGACUCACCAAGAGCAACUGCACUUCUAAGGAAGGGAGGCGGGCGCGUGGAAGUCGUCAGGUGCAAUCUCAAUGAUGCAAAUGAGGUCAAUGGUCUAUUCACAAAGUGUGGGCCACACUCUGGCAAGAUUUGGGGCGUCUUUUGUGCAUUGGUAUUCCCUGGUCCGGGCAAGAGUGCAGUCGGCGAGGAGAGACAAGGAAAGACACUCAUUGAUGCUGCGAUCAAGCACGGCGUUAGCCACUUUGUGUACUCAUCCGUCGAUAGAGGCGGUGAAGCACGGGAUGAUACCUUUACACUCGACAAGGCUGCCAAGGUCGCGAUUGAAAGAUACCUCAAGAAACGAACUGGGGAGGAAGGGUCGAUGUCCUGGACUAUCUUGCGACCUGGAUUCUUUAUGACCAACUUUGUUGGAUCUGCGGGCAAAAUUGCAGCUGCAGUGGUCCGUGAAGGACUCAAGCCAUCGACCAAAUUGGAACUUGUCGCCGUCGAGGAUAUUGGGGAGUUCGCCAGAGUGGUGUUUCAUGACCCGCAGAAAUACUCGUCGAGAUGCGUCGUCCUCGGCGCAGAGUGUCUCACGGCGGCUGAACGUGAUGCGAGCUAUGCUAGAGCGAUGACGCCGCAUAAUACGGAUAAAAACGUGAGCAAGAAGGACAAACCUAAGAAUAAACAGCUUCCUUCUGCUUCUGGGAUCCUCGCCCGUGCGCUCAUACGCUGGAAUGGAUUCACCAGAGACCUGUGCAAAGAGUUUGAACAGGCGUAUACUGCGCAUAUGGAAAUGAACAACGGAGAUCCAGAGGCGCACUUGCGCGAGUUCCGAGAAGCGCUCACAAGCCCAGACGGACAGCCUCUCUGGACUACGUUCGAAAUAUUUUGUGCGCGAAACUUCCGGGGAGGGAGGCUCUAUAGAAAAGAGAACAAAGAAGACUUCGAAGCUCACGGGGUCGGCAAGGAUCUGGAGGGAAUCGUCGCGACUGGGGCACUGAGCCAAGAGCAAGCCUGA
This is a messenger RNA of Serendipita indica DSM 11827, 1131 nucleotides long. Lineage: Eukaryota; Fungi; Basidiomycota; Agaricomycetes; Sebacinales; Serendipitaceae. The record is from the annotation of a GenBank genome assembly.